AUGCCACCCCAACCCCCUCCAAAAACCAAAACCACAACCCCACCCCCUGUCCCCCCAAAACCUUCUCCCACUCAAUCCAUCAACACCCUCAUCCCUCCCCAUAAUCCCUCAAAUCCACACCCGAAACCUCUCCCCCCAAUCCCCAUCCCCAUCUCCGCGCACAACCGCACCCACAACAACGAGCCCGGCGAUAGCUCCUCAAAGCCCCGAGAGAACCGCGACACUAACGCGGGAGACGCUGAAGACGCUGCUGUACUGGGUUCUUGGGUUUGCGGUGUGGUUUUUGCUUGCGGGGUUGGGGUUGCCGGUUGUGUUGGAGGGAGAUGCUAUGCCGGGGUUUAA
Molecule: messenger RNA, 342 nt
Organism: Plenodomus lingam JN3
Lineage: Eukaryota; Fungi; Ascomycota; Dothideomycetes; Pleosporales; Leptosphaeriaceae
Source: RefSeq, a predicted model, not a curated record